GGAGCUGCUGGUUUUCGGUUACGCCUGUAAACUGUUCCGGGAGGACGAUAAGGCCCAGUACCACGAGCAAGGCAAGCACCUCAUCCCCUGGAUGGGAGACCCGGCCCUCCUCAUCGAUAGGUCGGUUAACCCACUCACACUCACUCUCUCUACCAGCCUGCCUGCCCUCUAACCACCUUCCUCCUCCCUGACGGGGUGGGGAGAGGGGGUGAUUUUUUAAAAGAAAACACUUCUCUCUGAUUCUAAAUUAAACUACUGCGAAUGCUGGAAAUCUGGAAGAAGCACACAUUGUUGGAGCGACUCAGCAGGUUCUGCAACAUCAAUGGAGAGAGAGAGAAAAACAUCUAUCGUUUUGAAUCAGAUGACCCUUGUAAAUAUCUGGACUCGAGGUUAACUCUUGUUUCUCUCUCUCUCUCUCUCUAUAGAUGCAGCCAGGCCUGCCGAGUUCCUCCAGCACUUUAUGCUUUUUGUUUCUGAGCUACAUAAAGUCAUGAAAACAGAAAUUGCUGGAAGAGCUCAGCAGGUCUGGCAGCAUCUGUGGAGAGAAAGCAGAGUUAGUGUUUUGAAUCUGAUGACCCUUCGUCAGAUCUGGACUCUGGUCGCUGGACUUGAAACUUUAGCUCUAUUUUUCUGACUGUGCAGAUGCUGCCAGACCUGAGUUUCUCCAGUAAUUUCUGCUCUUGUUUCUGAACUCUGUCAAGUUGUGGAGACAGAAAAGGCUGGAGAAACUUGGCACCUCUGACGGUGCUGACGUCUCGAGUCCAAUAGGUUGGCCAAGGACUGAAUCCACUGACCCUUCAGAACAGUCGUGUCACUGAAGGACAGCCCUGAGACACUAACUCUUGGUUCUGUCUCUACAGAUAACACCAGACCUGCCAAGUUUCUCCAGUGCUUUCUGUUUUCAGAUCUCCAGCACACGUAGUGUUUUGCUUUUAUUUGAGCUUAUUUCAUGUCAGCCGUGACAUUUCCUCUAAUUAAUUUUUCCACCGUGUGGAUCUCUGAGGUCUGCUCAGCACGCCAGUCAGCAUGGAUAGAACAGCAGCAUGGCUCAAUUUGAACAUUGGUCAGCCAGAUCAUUAUGAGCAUAUCAUCAACUUAAAAUACAUCACUUUUUUCUUAGGGAGGGUGAGUAGGGUGUUUUAUUUGUGGCCAAGUGGUCACACUCCCAUUGAGUUGGUAGUUUGGGUUAGUGUGUCACUCCCAUAUAUUGGAAACAAACAAAGCUGACGGUCCCAGUGUAGUACCGGGGUGGGUGGGGGAGCGGUUUUUUGAUUGAGAUGCUUAAAAAAAAGGCCCCAUCUUCCCACUCAAGUGUAUGUGGAAGAUACCGUGGCCACUGUGUCAAAGCACAGGUGUUCCCAAUGCCCUGCCCAAUAUUCAUCCUUCAGUGAACAUCUUCAAGAAAGAUGCCUAUGGGAUCUUGGUGUUCAAAAAUUGGUCACUACAGUUUUUAAAAUUGCAACAAAAAUGAGUUGAAAAGUACUUCAUCGGCAAUAAAAAUGCUUUCGUAUAUCCUGUAUAUACAAGUGUAAGUCUUUACUUUUUAAAUCUCUAGGAUUUGGGGCCCGUUAUCUGUUAGAUGUAAGCUGCAUGCAGUCUCUCUAUUUUAUUCUCCAUAACCUUUCCUCGCUCCUUUUAGUUUUUCAUAUAUUUAUGUAAGUGGGCUGAUUGGCCGGUCUCUGUACUGAAUAUCCUAUGCAAUUUCUGUUAAUUUUUAUAUAAAUAUAUAAAUGUCUCUCUCUGUCACGUAAUCCAGAGCUUCUUUCCCCAGUGAAUUUGCCAGGUAGUAAAAUGGCUAGGAAAAAAAACAGUCCUAGUCAUGAUUUUGCCACAAAGCGACGGGCCUCCAGUUGACGAAGAGCUUUCACUCUCCUCCACCUCCUCCUCCAGGAAAACGCAGAGCAUGGUGAAGCGAGGACAUUUACGGCCCAUUUGGUUCUUGCUGAUAGGUAUUUAUGUCCUCGGUUUGUGCGCCUGUUUAAAACUGCUUUUGCAGAUGAAAUGUUGUCAAGCAAGAGUGUCUUUGACAGAUAGCAGUGCGAGUGAUUGACUGAAACAUGCACGGUAAGAUUCUUUUUUAAAACAGUGUCAGUACUUGGCAAGCCGGGUGUUCGUUUAUAUUCUGUUGUCCGUUCAAUAUUGUGGUGAGGAACAGGAUUAAUUUUUCUGAAUGUACUUUAUACCAUCUUUUAAAGACAGUCAUUGUUUAAAUUUAAAUUAUGUAAUAUAGUAAGAUUUUUCAUUUUCAUAUUUUUAUAUCAUUUGUAAUGUUAUUGUGAUUGUUUCUUUAAAUAUCACUUUCAGGUUGCCUAGUUUGGUAAGUAUGUGAUCUGCUCAGUAGAGUUGUUUUUAAUUGUAUUGACCAGUAUCUUCAUCUUGCAGGUAUGAUUGUCGGGGUCACUUACACGACCUCUCAGAAUGUGAUGCUGAGUACACUUGGAACAGAGAUUAUCAGCUAUCGGAAGAGGAGGCGAGGAUAGACGCUCUUUGCGAUGAAGAGAGAGGAAGAAUAUAGACGUCUGAACGAGGCUUUAGCCGAGGAUGGCAUGUAUAAUGCAGUUGGGUUUGCAUAUAACAGUGAUUAUUAUGAUCCAUCGCAACCAACAGAAGAAGAGGAACUGGGUAAAACAGAUGUUGAGAGCGAUGAUAAUGCUGAAGAGAAUGAGGAACCAUACACUGCUCCUCCUGGGCUACUUGUCCCCUCUGACGUAGAAGUUCCUGCAACAUCCAAAAUGCAUGCCAUCAUUGAACGUACAGCAAAAUUUGUCUGCAAGCAGGGCACACAAUUUGAAAUCAUGCUGAAAGCUAAACAAGCCCAGAAUUCGCAAUUUGAUUUUCUGCGUUUUGAUCACUAUCUGAAUCCAUACUACAAGCACAUACUCAAAACCAUGAAAGAAGGGAAAUAUGUUGUUCAGACAGAAAAAAGAAUUGAAGAGAAAAGGAAAUCUGUAACAGAGUCAGGUGAAGAUGAUGAUGAUGACAAUGAUGGCUGUUAUCUCCAUCCUAGUCUUUUUGCAUCUAAAAGUAGCUCCAGGUUGGAAGAACUCACAAGGCCUCUGAAAGUAAUGGAUCCAGACCAUCCCCUUGCGGCUUUAGUACGCAAAGUACAAGCAGAUGCCAAAAAUGUGCAAAAACAGCAAGAAUCUGACAACUCGGAAGCAGCAGCAGCUGCAGUAGAAUACACUGCUGCAGAUUCAGCAGUGACAACCAUGUAUUAUGGGUAUUACAUGAUGCCUGAUGGUACAUACUGCCUAACACCGCCACCACCAGGAAUGGAAGUUUCUAGUUAUUACAGCACCGUACCUUCAGAGAUGGCUGUGCCAACUACAACUGGGGCAUCUGUAUCAACGUCAUCUGGAACUGCACCUCCACCACACUCGGAAGGUGACAGCAGUAAUACCCAGGUUCCCUCUUCUACAAUCACAGUCAGUGCCCCGACUGUAGUUCCUGUCAUUAUUCCUCCUCCGCCUGAUAUUCAACCAGUUAUUGACAAGCUGGCUGAAUAUGUAGCCAGGAAUGGAACCAAGUUUGAAACUAGUGUAAAAGACAAGAAUGAUACACGGUUUGAAUUUCUCCAGCCCUGGCAUCAGUACAAUGCAUAUUAUGAGUUCAAGAAGCAGUACUUCUCUCAAAAGGAAGGUUGCAGUAUUCCACAGGAGACUGUAGCGUCAAGCACUCUUGUAUGUUCUGAAAGCAGCACAACAGAUGUCUUACAGUUUGAAGCACAGCAGGAAGUAACCAAUACAAGUAUAUCUGGUGCUGUGAUGACCCAAACAGACUGCACUCUUUCUACUGAUAAGACUGUUAAUGAUGGAAAACUAAUAAAAGCAUCUUUUGCACCAAUCUGUUUUGCAAUAAAAGCAAAAGAAAAUGACAUGCUCCCUCUUGAGAAAAAGCGUGUAAAACUCGAUGAUGAUAGUGAUGAGGACCAUGAUGUACAGGAAGCCUCCAACAUCGAUUCAACUAAAGAUAUAGUUCCUUCCCUUCCUCCAGAGGAGAAAAAACCCCAGCUUACUGCAGAAGAAAUAGAGGCUAAGCAAGCUAAGCAGAAGCUGGAGGACAGGCUAGCAGCAGCAGCGAGGGAGAAGCUUGCACAGGCUUCAAAAGAGUGCAAGGAAAGGCAGCUACAGGCAGAACGCAAAAAAAGAGCAGCACUUUUCCUACAGAAUUUGAAAACUCCCGCGACCUCAGGAGAUUUGGAAACAAUAACUAUGGAAGAAAACUCCCAAAGUAUGCAGAUUGACAACACUGAAGUGUUUUCCGCUAAAUUUCAUCAAAGACUCAUCACAAAGAUAAGUCCAGAAGUGGGAGGCCGUUCAGCCCAUCUAGCUCAUCCUGCUAUAGAAACCUACCGUCCUCCUAAUGCAACAUCUAACUGCCUCCUGAAUGAUUCCAGAGAUUAUGCCUCUACUACCCUGCCCAGAAGAUCAAUUCAGGUUGCCAAUGAAAUUUCUCAGAAAAUUGCCUCUGCAACAGAAGCCAAUACUAUUCAGCAAAUUUCAACAAAAAGUGCAAGAUCUUCAAAAGAUAAAGAGAAGAAGAAAGAGAAGAAGCACAGGAAGAAAUCUCGCUCUCGAUCUCGGUCACGCCCCAGAUACCGAUUGAGGUCAAGGUCAAGGUCAACAUCGAGAUCAAGAUCGAGGUCACGGUCAAAAGCAAAACACUCUCUGCCCAGCGCUUAUAGAAGUGUCAGGCACUCAAGAUCAAGAUCACCUCAUGAAAGAAGAGUUCAGACUUCAGAGAGACGGCGGGAUGAGAGAGAGAGAGACCGAAAUGUCCCCAGUGCCUAUCGAGUUGGUAACAGCUCAGAUAUAAGUAGCAGAAAAAGAUCACGGUCUCCAUAUGAAAAGAAGAAGAAAAAAAGUUCAAAAUCUCAUCCCAAGUUAAAAGGAAAAGCUUUACGUUCACGCUCACGAUCUUUAUCACCAAAGAAGUCAAGUGUAAAAUCUUCAGCGAGAAGUUCAGCGCAUUCAAACAGCUUGUCUCCAGCAGAGAGCAGAGAUUCCAGUCAGGAUCAUUCAAGGGGCGGCUCUCAGGAAAAGGAUGAAACAGCAUCUCCAGAAUUGCUAUCAUCAAUGCAGAGUAAAAUAACUCAGGAUCUAAUGGCCAAAGUGAGAGAAAUGUUGGCUUCUUCAAAAGAUGUGCAAACCAAUGUGUCCUGAACAAAAGCCUACAAGCCCUGUAAGAACACAUGGAUCUGAAGUAGCUUCACAAGAAGUUUGACCUGCCUUGUCACAAGAACUUUAUUAUUUUGAAAUUUGGGCAGCACUCAACUUUGGCAACAGCUGUUUUGUAUAGCUCAUUUUGAUAAGUAUGGUUUGAACUGAGAUCUUAUUCUGUUAAUACUGUUUUGCAAAUUCCCCCUCCUCUUCUUGAACACAACAAACUCUCCAAGUGCUCUGGGACGUCUGAAUAUUUGGGGGUGUACUUUAUAUUGAGCACCAGAAACUAGCUGCCUGCAAUCAUUUGUGAUUACCAGACAGAAGCUUAGCUUAUCCUUCUGUGAAGGAGUUUUACUACUUGAUUUCUACAAAGAUGAGGUAACAUCUCAUUUUGUAAAUUUGAAGAGUUCUACCAAUGUAAAUCUUGCAUUGUUAGCAACUGUUUGGGGUUUCAGCCUUGAAACAGAAUGCACACGCUGGUCUUGAAGAUCAGUAAAAGCACGGCAGAAUAUAACAUCAGCGUUACUUAUGAUACAAUGUGUAUCAGACAUUUUCUGAAAACGUUGCAUUUAUUUAAACAGCCACAUAUAAAUUUACUUUAAUCCACACCCUAAAGAUGUUGUGAGAGGGCUCCAGUAAAACUUUCAACCACAGAGAUUUAAAAUUAUUGAAUUACUAAUGGUAAUUUAUUUGUUAGGAAUAAUGAUUAAACGUUUAUUUGUAGAAAGUGCUCACUUUUAAUCUACUUGACAAAAGUCAUUUUCAGGUUACUGCUCAGUUGGUGCUUCGUGUUUUUAAAAAUGGCUAUUUUGGCAUUGUCACAGCCUAUUAAUCCACUGGCCCACCAUUUUGAUGCUUUGCAAUUCACUUCUGCAGUGAUGUCACCUGACACAAGUUUAGAGGAAAAAUUGAUUUCAUACCGGGUAAACAUGUUUUAUAUGAUUGCAUAUUUGGUUAAAAAAAAAAGCAUCGAGUAAUGUUUUGCUCACUGUGGCACAAUAGUGAUAUGACUCACUGCUUAUUUGGCUUACAUUUUUCUGCUAAUGGAAGCUCCGUACUUUGCAUCAUUAGCCUCUGCUCUGUAUUCAUUAGAGUUGGAUCAGUAUUACAUCCAUGCCACUUGGCUCAUUUACUUUCCUGUAAAUCUGUUAACUGCCUGUACCAUGACAGCAACACAACACUGUAUUUUCUUUGAAACUGCAUGAUUUAUUUUUGGUUUGUUUUAUUAUAUGCCAUAUCAUUUUAUUGCAAAGAUACAACAAUAUCGCCCUCUGAAAAUAUUAAGCUAGAAUUAACACUUCUUUGUAAUCGUCUGUAGGUUUCUUUCACCCAAGCAUCUUUUUCUUGGUGCUGUCAAAUUCUGAGAGUAGAUAUCCAUUUAAUUUUUGAAGACUAUGCUUUCUAAUCUGGUUGAAUAUCCUUUGAUUUGUUUCUUUUGAUAUCCUUGCCCUUUGUUUAAAAUCUUUUCAGAUUUCAGAGGUUUCUCCACUAUUACUGUUGUCUCUACUUGAGUGUCUUGGUGAUUGCAAAAUGUUGAUUGAUGUUUUUGACAACCCUUCUGAGGAAGGUUAAAGAAUGAGCUCCCAUUUCACUUACAAGAGAUAAUCGGGGAAAGCUCAGACCCAAAGGUAAGAGAGACUAAGAUUAUAUCACAUCUUUGUGCUUGCAGGAAAUUGAAGAACUAAAAGACCGUUCAUAUACCACCUUGCACUCCAAAGUAAACUCAAUGCAUUACUGAGUAAAUGUCUGAAAGUGCACAAUGGGUAUAUGGUUUGUGUGGUACUCUAGAUGUUGGCAGUGGAUUGGCAGAACUCCAGAAACCUGGGUAUUAAUAUAGUAGAUUGUUUUUACAGUUAAUCCAUUAGUUUUGAAUUCAUUUUAUAAAAACCAUAGACUGAACUAUAAAUGAAUCACACUGUCACUACCCUUGUAGUGUUGAAAACCUUAUACAAGAAAUUGCUGGGCCACCUUUCCAAAUUUGAACAUGCAUAUAUAAUGUAAGUAAUUCUUAAAUGAAUUAAUAUGAGCAUAGUUGACUCCUUAGUUUUGUAAUUCCUAGAUUACAGCUAACCGAAUAAAGAGGGUGACUACAUCAGUGGGAUAAUGUAACAAUUUUUGACGUUGGAACCUGAGGUGAGAAUUACAGAUGAGAUUUGUUUAACCUGUCAACGAAUGCUUAUGGUUCUUAAGAUAUAGUUCUUCAGUCAUCUGGGAUGGUGGUAGAGAAAGUAUAAUACAUACUUUGUCAUCUGGUUUAUGAAGAAUAGUACAUCAGAGGUGAGUUACCACCGUUUAGUGUUUGUAAAAAACAAAUUGGGGGGGAGCAACCGUGUUGAUUCAAACUGUAUUGUAGCAGCAGUAUAAUAUAAAUUUUCAUCCUAUAAUUUGUACCUAAUCCAUUCCCACAGCCCUAGUUAUGUCUCGAUACCCCUGCAAGAUUUGAAUUUGAUUAAUAGUUUGAAUAUAAUUCCACCAUAUUUUUUAAAGUGAAGAAUUUAGUUUUUGAAUUCCAUAUUGAAACUAGUGCAUUUAUUUACAAGGUUUUUAUUUUAAAAAAUCAAGCUUAUACAUACAUAAUUACUUGUUUAUUUCUGUGUAAGCCACAGCAGUAUUAUCAUCUCUGCUUAUUCAAAAGUACCACACAUUCAUAAAGCAGUUGCACUUAGUUAAUGAGACUCUUGGGACAUGCAGAGUAUUUAUCAAAGAUUCAUUCUCUCUUACCCCUUCAGUAUAAUUCCCUCAUAUUUUUGAGGUUUAUUUUAUGUUCCUUUGUUUAUGUAGUGUAAGGAGAAAAUACCAAUGGGAUUUCCUGUUAAUACUAAAAUGCAUUAACAGGGAGGUUUGUCCUGCAGAUGAAAUUCAUGACAGCGUGCUUUUAUUCCCGAUAGAAUUCCCUAAUGAGGCUAAAAUUCUGAUCUCAGGCUUCAACAGAACUAAAUCCAGGAUCACAUUAAAAGUUAGCUUUUUUUUCUAAUAACGUUUUAUGACUUCAAAGAUGGUAAUGCAUCAACAAAUUUCACAAUUUCUGUUGUUAGUUUUACUGUCAAUUUCUUGGUUGAGUCUCUCAGGACAACUGCAAAAUCAAUUAACCACCUCAUUAAAGACAGUCCAGAAGAAACCACCCAAUUUAUAUCAUUGAUUGAGGAUGCAGCCCCUCCAAGUAAUGGUCCUAUACAUGUGGGGUUCAUUCACCUUUAAUUGCAAGCUUAUUAGCUAAUAACAUACACGGCCACUUGUAAAUUCGGUGAACCCUAAAAUUGCUGUGGCAUCAUUAUUUUGGAGAGUAUUGUGACUGCCAUGAACAUCAAAACAAACAGGAGCCUUUUUACGGAGCAGGGAAAAAGAUUUUGGGCAAAACUCCAUGUGGUGCACGUAGCACUGAAGUAUAUCCAUAAAAGGAAGAAAAUAAUUUGUGUUUGAUAGCACCUUAAUCACAUUUUUAAAUACCCGAAGCAUUUCACGUAAUGAAGUAGGGUCAGUUGUAAAUGCAAAUGCAGCAACCAGUUGCACACAGCAAUAAGAUGAUUAGCCAGUUAAUCUCUUUAAAUGGCUUGCAACUUGUAAAAAGUAUACGUCCAUACUCCAUGCGUAAUGUUUGGUACUUGCCCUUAAAUUAUCUGUUAUAUAGUUAUGAUUCCUAUAGUUCUAUUCUCCUUCUUUCACCUUCCACCCCACCCUUCCCUCAUUUAUGGUUGCAAUAUGAGGUUUGGAGCCCUAUAAAAGAUGGGUGUACUUACAAAUUGUAAAUAAAUGACUUUUAUUAACUUGC
This is a messenger RNA of Rhincodon typus (whale shark), 8931 nucleotides long. It is a transcript of the gene sfswap, whose product is annotated as splicing factor SWAP. The record is from RefSeq and is a predicted model, not a curated record. Gene Ontology annotation, molecular function: RNA binding. The transcript is spliced from 18 exons. The coding region runs from base 2493 to 5162 and encodes 889 amino acids. Gene Ontology annotation, biological process: RNA processing; mRNA 5'-splice site recognition. NCBI's taxonomy places the organism in Eukaryota, Metazoa, Chordata, Chondrichthyes, Orectolobiformes, Rhincodontidae.